Molecule: messenger RNA, 3168 nt
Organism: Vitis vinifera (wine grape)
Lineage: Eukaryota; Viridiplantae; Streptophyta; Magnoliopsida; Vitales; Vitaceae
Product: ubiquitin-like-specific protease ESD4
Exons: 8
Coding region: 1166-2983 (605 amino acids)
Biological process (GO): proteolysis
Molecular function (GO): cysteine-type peptidase activity
Source: RefSeq, a predicted model, not a curated record
GAUUAAAAGGGACAAAAAUCCCUCAAUAUUGCAAAACUAACCCUUUACUUAUUUAGGUCUCAAAAAUGACCCAAUUCGGACAAAAAUACCCCCUCACCCCCUCAGUUAUCUCUUUUAGCCCUUUUUCCCUCCAACUCCAAUUUUCUCUUGUAUUGUGUCUCUUCGUUACCCUGCAAACCCAUUUGUUCCAUCUGUUAACCUGCGAGAAAGAAAUCACGAAGGAUUUUUCCGUUUAUUGCAAGAGAACAAAAAGACAACACAAUACAAAGAAAAAACAGAAAGUAAGUUUCACUGUUUCAUUCUUUGAUUUUGGUUUUUCGAACUGUAUAUAUGAAUCUUCAUCCAUGAAAUGAGAAGAAACCCUAAGUGUCUUAUUUUGGUUCUUAUUUUUUUCUUUUAAUCAAACUCGAUUUUUCAUCUUUCUGAUAUUGUGUGUUGAUUCAGUUCAUGAAAAUGGAGGAAGAAAAAAAUUCUGUGAUGAAAAAUACGAAACAGAAGAGGUAUAAAAUUUUGGGAAAAAAGAGAAGUGAAAGAAAGCCAGGUUUUGAAACCUCUUCAUCGUCAUCAGAAAAUGAGAAGAAAUCAACUGAUUCAAUUGACAUUCCUCCUCCUCUCCUAUCUUUUAUAUCUAAAAUAUCUAAAGAGGAGUACUUUCCUGGAAAAAUUGCAUGUUUGUCUCACUUGGUAGCCAUUGAAAAUAUUAAGAAGAAAUUGACUGAACCACAAUUGGAGAUGUUUAGAAAAUCAUGUUUUGGUCAUUUUUUACUCCUUCCCGAACUUAGAUUUUCAGCCCAAAUUGUUCAUCAAUUGUUGUUACGUCAAUGUGAAACCAAAAAAGACAAUGAAAUAUGGAUUUUAUUAAAGUCAAAGGGCUUAAGAUUUAGUAAAGAAGAGUUUGCAUUGAUUACGGGCUUGAGUUUUGGUCCUAUUACAAAAUGUGAUAAAAAAUCAUUACGAAUAAGGGACACAUACUUUAAAGGAGAAAACAAGGUGCGUAAUGAUGAGUUGGAGAAAGUUUUUCUUUCUUUAGGAGAGGAAAAGAAAAAGAAAAAGAAUAAGAAAAAUAAAAAAAAAAGGAUUUGAAGAUGAAGAGGUGAUAAAGUUGGCACUUUUGUAUUUUUUAGAGCAUGUUUUAUUUGGGAAAGAAGGAAAAAAUUUGAUAGAUAUGGAAUGGGUUGCUUUGGUUGAUAAUUUGGAGGGUUUUAACAAGUAUCCAUGGGGGGGGAUUUGUUAUGAGAGGACACUAUUUGGUUUGCAAAGAGCUUUGGAGAACCGGGUAUCCAAAUACCAAGAUAAAAAGAAAACAAAGGGAGAAGCUGCAGUUGAAGCAUAUAGUCUUGUUGGAUUUCCAUAUGCAUUCCAGGUUUGGGCAUACGAGGCUAUUCCACUUAUUGGAUUGAAAUAUGCCACUCGUGUAUCUGAGAGGUAUCCUCGAAUAUUAAAUUGGAGUGCAACAAGUGCUCCAAGGUCUACUGAGGUUGAAAAUGUAUUUCUAGAGCCUCAUUUAACUUUUCAUUCGCUUCUAACACCCACUUUAGAGGAGCAACAACAAGACUAUUACAAGCAUGUAGAUAAACAAGGAGCUUCAGCAGAAAUGUUGCACCAAUCAAAUGCCUCACAAGAUGCCAAGAAUGAUGACUUAAGGCAUGAAAAAAGCUCAUCUGACACUGCUGCAUAUGUUGCUGCUGCUACUGCUGCAAUGGCAGAAGAAACAACAAAUGAUGCAAUCACCCCAUCAAUAGAGGUUAAGAGUUCGAAUGAGGAACACGGUAUGCAUGACACUAGAUUCAAAAAAUCUAGUACAAAAGAAAAUGAUAACAAUAUGGGCUUUGAUUUCCAGACUGGAAUUUUUGAGGAUGUUACAGAUGAUGAAGUGGAGAGAAAUGACAUUCCCAUGGAUGUGAACAUUGAUAUGGAAGCUUCUAGAAACCUUCAGCUUGCAGAAAAACACAUGACUAAAGAGUUGAAAGAUGACUACUCUAUUGAUGAUCCAGUUAUUGAUAUUGCCAAGUUGUUUGGUACCCCAACUAUGUCGGGCGAGUUUUCAGUAUAUGUCAUACCUCACCAUCUAUCUCCUGCCAUUUUUAAGCGAAGGCGUGAGAUUAAAAAGUCUCAUAUCUUACAGCACCCUUUUACAGAUCCCACCAAGAGAAAGAAACUAAGAAAAGAGAUUGAGAAACCAUUAACUUCAUUUGAUCCUUUGCAUCCAAUCUCUGGAGAAGCAUUAGAGUCCUUUCAAAAGUGGAUGAGUGAUGACCAAGGGUCCACAAUUGACAUUGACUACAUGCAUAUAGAUAAAAAAUGGUUUCAAUCACUGUCUAAUCAUGGUUCAUGGCUUGCUGACACGCACAUUGAUGUUGCCUUCUUCUUUUUCCGGAAGCGGCGAAUAGAAAAUCCUCAUCUUUUUUCCCAAAAGUUUACCACAGUGGAUACUAUGUUUUGGCAAAAUGCUCAAGCAAGAUGGAUUAAUCAUGGCAAGAAGUGGAACCAAUUCAAAUUACUAGAGAAUGACAUCCUUAUUGAUUAUGCCAAUGGUUUGCAGCCUCUUUAUUCUGUCAAAUGGCCUGAUGUUGACAUUGUGUAUGUCCCUAUCAAUGUUCGGGCUAGUCACUGGGUAUUAGGAGUUGUCCACCUUCAUCGAAGGAUUAUAUACGUAUAUGACUCAUUGAUGGGCAUCAAUAAUAAUGCAAGAUUGCAAGUUGCCAUUAAACCAUUAGCCAAAUUGUUGCCUCAUAUAUUGAAUGCAAUAGCAUAUUAUGGUUUUCAUGGUGACACAAAAGUUAACUACCAAGAAUGGGAAAUUGAACGGCUGCAAGAUAUUCCUCAACAGGAAAAUGAUGGUGAUUGUGGCAUGUUUGUUAUCAAAUAUGCUGAAUACUUAAUGCACAACCAUCCAUUGAAGUCAUUAACAAGUGCACGAAUGGACUGGUUUCGGGAAAAGAUGGCAGCAGAGUUAUUUUAUAUGAAAUACUUGCCUAUGUAAUGAAUUCAUGUUGAUAUUUCACAUUUUGAUAAUGUAGUUGGAUGGUUUGUUAUAUGUAAUUGGAUAGCUUCAUAUAUGUAGUUAGGCAUUUUGAUAAAUGUAGUUGGACAGGUUGAUAUAUCUACUUGGAUAUUUUGAUGAAUGUUGUUCGAUAGUUAUGUAUACAAUUGACCUUUUAAACUAAA